UCGAGCGCGUCGCGCGUUGCGGACGGACGCCGUAGCGCGGGGAAUUUCGAGCAGAAGAGCCGCGCGGCAGGCCGGUAGCUGGCGGUCUUGUCAGUUGCGACCAUGGAGGCCCUGGCCGAGCCGCAGUGGCCUCCGGGUUUGGCGGUGAUGAAGACAAUAGAUGAUUUGCUGCGCUGUGGGAUUUGCUUUGAGUAUUUCAACAUCGCAGUGAUAAUCCCCCAGUGCUCUCACAACUAUUGUUCUCUCUGCAUAAGAAAAUUUUUGUCCUAUAAAACUCAGUGUCCAACUUGUUGUGUGGCAGUAACAGAGCCAGACCUGAGAAAUAAUCGCCUUUUAGAUGAACUGGUAAAAAGCAUGAAUUUUGCACGGACUCGCCUGUUGCAGUUUGCUUUAGAGUCACCACCCAUAUCUCCUGUGUCUUCCACCUCGAAGAAAGUUGUUAAAGUACAUAAUGCUGAAGCCAUCAAACAUCCUAGCAAACAGGGGAACAGGUUAAUGGAUAAGUUCCUGGUUAGAGAAAAUGAUGAUUCUGUACCUGAGUUGUUGGGAAAAGAAAAUGACAGGAAAUUCAGCCCUCAUAAAGAGAUAAGUACUUUUGCUGAGAUUAAGGAGACAAGUCUCAUAGGAAAGACGGUACUUGGUCCCUCAGAUGCUAAUGGUCCUGUGACACCUUCUACAUCUACUAUGAAACUGGACACUAAAGUGUCUUGUCCUGUUUGUGGGGUCAGCAUUUCAGAAAAUCACAUCAAUAAGCAUUUAGACUGUUGCUUAUCGCGUGAAGAGAAGAAGGAGAGUCUUAGAAGUUCUGCUCACAAAAGGAAGCCACUGCCGAAAACUGUGUAUAACUUGCUCUCUGAUCGUGAUUUAAAGAAAAAGCUGAAACAGCAUGGCUUAUCUGUUCAAGGAAACAAACAGCAGCUUAUUAAAAGGCACCAAGAAUUUGUGCACAUGUAUAAUGCCCAGUGCGAUGCUUUGCAUCCUAAAUCAGCUGCUGAAAUAGUUCAAGAAAUUGAAAACAUGGAGAAGACCAGAAUGCGCCUUGAAGCAAGUAAACUCAAUGAAAAUUUCAUGAUUUUUACGAAGAACCAAACAGAGAAGGAAAUAGAGGAAAUUCACAGUAAAUAUCCCUGCUUUUUAAAAGCACCCAGUUCCAGCAGCCCAAGAGUGGCACCACCUUCAGAGAGCUGGGACCCUCCCACAUUAGUCAUCAAUCAAGAAAAGAUACCACUCUUGCUCACAGGCCAAUCUGGAGGUAAAAAGCAUCAGAAUGAAUUCCAGCUUCUGGUAGAUCAGGCCAAAAGAGGAUACAAGAAAACUGGCAGAAUGUCAGAAGCUACAAAAACAAGAAAAGAUGGACCUGCAGAGAAACUGUCAUCUGAAUAUACUGCACAAGAAGAUAAUGUGAGCUUCUCAGAUACUGUCUCAAUAACAAAACCCAUUCCUCAGUCAAAGUUGGACUCCCCAGGGCAGUCGGAGCCCGAGAGACCAGAUGAUUCUUCUAGUUGUACUGAUAUUCUUCUCUCCUCAGAAUCAGAUUCAUGCAAUAGUUCCAGUUCAGACAUCAUAAGAGAUCUUCUGGAAGAAGAGGAAGCCUGGGAAGCAUCUCACAAGUUAUUGAUUUCAGCACUGAUUUUGAUUACUUCCUGCCUUCGACUCUUGGGUGUGUUUGCCUCCUUUUUUUCUAGAGUUUUCAGAAAUGAUCAAAACAUAGAAGUAAGCCCACAACAGAAUCGCCGCUCUAGAGCCACUGAAGGUGCAGAGAUUGAACCAAGAAACAAGCGGAAUAGGAAUUAGUAUGAGCUUUUGCCAGCUUUUCCGUACAGUGACCUGAAUGUGUGUUAUUUUUAUUGCCAUAUGGUUUCAUAUUUAGCAAUAUCCAAGGAAGAUAUUUAGUUCUAAAUGUAAUCGUUAAUUUAUUUUCAUUCUUUGCCUUUCUGGAAGGAUAAAAAAAAAAAAAAAAAAAAAGAAAAGGUUCUGAAAUUGCCCUUCUUGGUCAGUUGCUUCCUUCCCUCUAAGACAUUUUCUUCCCUAAAACACAUUCACCAGCUUUGCACGGAGCACACAUUCCUUAGCAGGAGUGUUUGCCUUGGUUUGACUUCUCUAUUUCAGGAUGUUUUAAAGUCAUUUUUCACUUCUUUCCAUUGGGGAACCAACCUCAGCAACAGCUUCCUUUUGGUAAGAAUAUGCAUGCUUUUGUCAUAAUCCACAUAACCUUGGUGUAAGUGGGUGAGACCAGGCCACCAGCAGUUACUAGUUGGUGCCCAAGUUGAAUGUAUGUGGUUGUUAGACACACCUGUGUUUUACAUAUAGAGUAGAUUUAUAAUGUGAAGUCACAAAGUGAGUUUUAUAAUUUUUGAAAAGUCAGGAAAGUUAGUAUUGUAAUUUAAGGUAACAGUCACAGUAACUCUGAAACACGCAUAUUCUGAAGUGCCACUUAAAAAUUAUUAGUAUUUUUCCACAGGGCCAGACAGAUCUCUAACACUUGGAAUCCCAGCUGUUAAAAAAAAAAAAGAAAAAAAGAAAAAAGAAAAAAAUAAAUGGAUUUUAUCAAUGAAUAA
Messenger RNA from Meriones unguiculatus (Mongolian gerbil), 2558 nucleotides. RefSeq names its product RAD18 E3 ubiquitin protein ligase (gene Rad18). The transcript is spliced from 15 exons. Bases 103 to 1794 code for a protein of 563 amino acids. Gene Ontology annotation, biological process: DNA damage tolerance; protein monoubiquitination. The record is from RefSeq and is a predicted model, not a curated record. NCBI's taxonomy places the organism in Eukaryota, Metazoa, Chordata, Mammalia, Rodentia, Muridae. Gene Ontology annotation, molecular function: single-stranded DNA binding; ubiquitin protein ligase activity. Gene Ontology annotation, cellular component: nucleus; Rad6-Rad18 complex.